GAGGGAGGGCAGCUUCUCUCCGACGCCCGUCUUCGUGUCUCCUCCCUCCCUCGCCUUCCUCCUUCCUAGCUCCUCUCCUCCAGGGUCAGACUGAGCCCAGGUUGAUUUCAGGCGGACACCAACAGACCCACAGCAGCUCCGGGAGCCCAGACACCGGUGGCCAGAAGCAAGGCUAGGAGCUGCUGCAGCCAUGUCGGCCCUCGGCCUCCUCAUUCUGGGCCUGCUCACGGCAGUGCCACCUGCCAGCUGUCAGCAAGGCCUGGGGAACCUUCAGCCCUGGAUGCAGGGCCUCAUCGCGGUGGCCGUGUUCCUGGUCCUCGUUGCAAUCGCCUUUGCAGUCAACCAUUUCUGGUGCCAGGAGGAGCCGGAGCCUGUGCACAUGACCCUGACAGUCGGAAACAAGGCAGAGGGAGUCCUGGUGGGAACGGACGGAAGGUACUCUUCGAUGGCGGCCAGUUUCAGGUCCAGUGAGCAUGAGAAUGCCUAUGAGAAUGUGCCCGAGGAGGAAGGCAAGGUCCGCAGCACCCCAAUGUAACCUUGUCUGUGGCUCCAACCCCAAAACUCCCAGGCGCCUGGGAUGGAUGCCCAGUGCUACCACCCAAGCCGCCUCCUUCUUUGUGUGGAAUCUGCAAUAGUGGGCUGACUCCCUCCAGCCCCACGCCAGCCCUACCCGCCCCUGAAGUAUAGCCAGCCAAGGUUGGAGCUGAGACCAUGUCUAGGUUGGGGCUCGGCUGUGGCCCUGGGGUCUCCCCCUCAGUUCAGAAGAGCCUUCUGGAGGGGACAGUCACCUCAGCACCUCCCAUCCUGCUCACACUUCCUUCCCCAUAACUAUGGAAAUGGCCCUAAUUUCUGCAAAAUAAAGACUUUUUGUAUUUCUGGGGCUGAGGCUCAGCAACAGCCCCUCAGACUUCCAGUGAGCCCCCA
Messenger RNA from Symphalangus syndactylus (siamang), 924 nucleotides. RefSeq names its product PDZK1 interacting protein 1 (gene PDZK1IP1). NCBI's taxonomy places the organism in Eukaryota, Metazoa, Chordata, Mammalia, Primates, Hylobatidae. The record is from RefSeq and is a predicted model, not a curated record.